AUGCUGUGUUUAUUAGCAAUUACAUAUUUGGCCUUGGCGUCGUGCUCUGCCGCAUCAGAGGCCCAAGCGCGGCUUUUGGGGACACGAACAUGUCCCUGGACACCCCUUGAGGAGUCAGUAUUGGAAUGUCCAGUCAAAGACAGAACAACAUCAAAUGGAGAAUAUUCGACACAAAAGUCAAACAAUGAGACGAGGCCGGAUGAGCCUCAAGACUGGACUGGCCCACAUGGAUGCGCAGGGGACUACUGUCUGUAUGCGCACAGAGGCUUUGCGGCCGGAAGGGGGGUUGUCAUCAUCUCAACGCUGGAAAACCAGCAAAAGUUGAAGGAAAUGGGGGAAAAGAUCGAAGAACAUAGCACAGGCGACCCAGGCUCAUCAACCCCUCCAUUCCGCAUCACCGAGGUGGGCGGCAAAGGAUUGGGCAUGAUCGCCAACAAGACACUCGCGCGAGGGGACAUUGUUAUGCUGCAGACCCCCGUACUCAUCGCCCAUCGCGCCUUCAUUGAACACACGCCUCCAGCUAAGCAGUAUCCUCUUCUUGAUGCUGUCGCGAAUCUUUUACCUGCACCAGCACGGAAGAGCUUCCUCGGCCAGAUGGCACAUUUCGGUGGCCAUGAGAUCGUCGACAUAAUGCAAACCAAUGCUUUCCAGAUGGACCUUGGUGGCGGAUCCCAAGGCGACGGCCACCACUAUGGCAACUUCCCGGAGGUAUCACGGUAUAACCACGACUGUCGGCCCAAUGUCGCCUUCCAUAUCGGUACCGAUGGGCGUCACAAGACCACUGUCGUAAGGCCAGUGAAGCCGGGUGAGGAGCUAACGAUAUCGUAUCUAGACCAGCUCGAUGUGCGUUCUUUACGACAGGAACGUGCCAGGAUAGCAUGGGGGUUCGAUUGUGGGUGUUCACAGUGCAGCCUUGCGAAAAGAAAAGCCGCGGCGUCUGAUAAACGGUUGGUAGAGAUUCAGGAUACUGAGAGAAAGCUUUCGGAUAUCACCGCCAAAGUGACGACGUCCUUGAUUGAGAAGUUGUUAAAGCUGUACGAGGAAGAGAGGUUGGAGUCGAAGUUGGCCGGCGCGUAUACUUUGGCAGCGCUCAACUUCAAUUUGCUUGGAGACAAGAACAAGGCAACCAAGUACGCAAAGCUGGCGGUGGAGGCUGGGGUAAUCGAGAACGGGUCGGAUGCGCCAGAUGUUGAAGCCAUGCGGGUGCUGGCAGCUGACCCUAAAAAGCAUUUUACAUGGAGAGGGAGACUAAAUUGA
Molecule: messenger RNA, 1257 nt
Organism: Colletotrichum truncatum
Lineage: Eukaryota; Fungi; Ascomycota; Sordariomycetes; Glomerellales; Glomerellaceae
Product: HET domain containing protein
Molecular function (GO): protein binding
Source: RefSeq, a predicted model, not a curated record